Messenger RNA from Brassica napus (rape), 3970 nucleotides. RefSeq names its product LRR receptor-like serine/threonine-protein kinase ERECTA. Lineage: Eukaryota; Viridiplantae; Streptophyta; Magnoliopsida; Brassicales; Brassicaceae. Gene Ontology annotation, biological process: protein phosphorylation. The transcript is spliced from 25 exons. Gene Ontology annotation, molecular function: receptor serine/threonine kinase binding; protein kinase activity; ATP binding. The coding region runs from base 833 to 3796 and encodes 987 amino acids. The record is from RefSeq and is a predicted model, not a curated record.
GUUAUAGCAAAAUUGAAUUGAAUAAUGUAAAAGAAAAAACAUUGUAAAUGGAAAAGAGGCGACACAAAAAUAAAAAUAAAAUGGUUUUUUACGGAACUUCCCAUUAAUGAUUUAUUGAUAUGGGUCAUCUUGUGAAACGGCCAGAGAGAGAGAGAGAGAGAGAGAGAGAGAGAGAGGCAAACCCUCAAAACGUUUGGCAUCGAAAGCGACUUCCUUUAUUCACACUGCCAUGACCAUGUUCUUCAUUGAUGACAGUUUUACCCUCACAGGGAAGAGAGAGAAAAAUGUGAAAGCACUAUCUAAAUUUCUCUCAGUCUCUCUCCUCUGCAAAGCUUCAGAACUCUGGCAGAAGGAAAAGAUGAUGGGGUUUUUAACUUUAUCCUCCAAAUAAUUUCUCUUCGUCUCUCCCACACAGUCCCUACAGUUGUACAUUUCCCCCCUCUUUAACACACAUUUAUGUGUGUUUCCCCUCUCUCUCUCUCUCCUCUCUUCUCUUCUCUUCUCUUCUCUCUCCAUCUCUAUCUCAGUCUGUGUUUCUGUCGCUUGAGCACUCAAUGAAACACUGUAAACAGAGCCAGAAGGAUGUGAUGUAACGAUAAAAAUCAAGACUUUUCCCUCAGUGAAAGUUAAAAAAAAAUAAAAAGAAAAAAACAUCAAUUUGGGUAGAGUCUCUUACCACAAACAAAUCUAAUGUCGGUACAUAUGGUUCUCUUCUCUACCUUGUUCUCCUUCUUCUUCUUCUCCACGGAGAGUUAAAGGUUUUCUUUUUAUUUUCUUAGCAUAUUUGGGUUAAGCAAAAACGCAGUCGUUUUUAGCUUGUGCGCAUGUUGAAAUGGCCCUGCUUACAGAAGUCGUCCUUCUGGGAUUUCUCAUCUGUUUGAGCUUUGGGACUACUGUAAAUUCAGACAAUGGAGCAACGUUGCUGGAGAUUAAGAAGUCAUUCAAAGAUGUGAACAAUGUGCUCUAUGACUGGACAGGUUCACCUUCUUCGGACUAUUGUGCCUGGAGAGGUGUUACUUGUGAUAACGUCACCUUCAAUGUCGUUGCUCUUAAUUUGUCAGAUUUGAAUCUUGAUGGAGAAAUCUCACCUGCUAUUGGAGAUCUAAAGAGUCUCUUAUCCAUUGAUCUCCGAGGUAAUCGUUUAUCUGGGCAAAUUCCUGAUGAGAUUGGUGACUGUUCUUCUUUGCAAAACUUGGACUUGUCUUUUAAUGAAUUAAGUGGUGACAUACCGUUUUCGAUUUCCAAGUUGAAGCAACUUGAGCAGCUGAUCCUCAAGAACAAUCAGUUGAUAGGACCAAUUCCUUCAACGCUUUCUCAGAUUCCAAACCUGAAAAUUCUGGACCUGGCACAGAAUAAACUGAGUGGGGAGAUACCAAGACUUAUUUAUUGGAAUGAAGUUCUUCAAUAUCUCGGAUUGCGCGGAAACAACUUGGUGGGUAACCUUUCUCCAGAUUUGUGUCAGCUUACAGGUCUAUGGUAUUUUGACGUGAGGAACAACAGUUUGACGGGUAGUAUCCCUGAGACGAUAGGAAAUUGCACUGCCUUCCAGGUUUUGGACUUGUCCUAUAAUCAGCUAACUGGCGAGAUUCCUUUCGACAUUGGUUUCCUGCAAGUGGCCACAUUAUCAUUGCAAGGCAACCAGCUUUCUGGGAAGAUACCAUCAGUGAUUGGUCUCAUGCAAGCUCUUGCAGUCUUAGAUCUAAGUGGCAACAUGCUGAGUGGGCCUAUCCCUCCGAUUCUGGGGAACUUGACUUUCACAGAGAAAUUGUACUUGCACAGUAACAAGCUGACUGGUUCAAUACCACCUGAGCUUGGAAACAUGUCAAAACUCCAUUACUUGGAGCUCAACGAUAAUCGGCUUACAGGUCAUAUACCACCAGAGCUUGGGAAGCUUACUGACUUGUUUGAUCUGAAUGUGGCUAACAAUAACCUGGAAGGACUUAUACCUGAUCACCUGAGCUCAUGUACAAACCUAAACAGCUUGAAUGUUCAUGGGAACAAGUUCAGCGGAAACAUUCCCCGAGCGUUUCAAAAGCUUGAGAGCAUGACUUACCUUAAUCUCUCCAACAACAAUAUCAGAGGUCCAAUCCCGGUUGAGCUAUCUCGUAUCGGCAACUUAGAUACAUUGGAUCUUUCCAACAACAAGAUAAAUGGCAACAUUCCUUCCUCCCUGGGUGAUUUAGAGCAUCUUCUCAAGAUGAACUUGAGCAGAAACCAUAUAACGGGUCUAGUUCCUGCCGACUUCGGAAAUUUAAGAAGCAUCAUGGAGAUAGAUCUUUCAAAUAAUGAUAUCUCGGGCCCAAUUCCGGAAGAGCUUAACCAACUGCAGAAUUUGAAUAUGUUGAGACUGGAAAAUAAUAACUUAACCGGUAAUGUUGGUUCAUUAGCCAACUGUCUCAGUCUUACUGUAUUGAAUGUUUCUUACAACAACCUAGUUGGUGAUAUUCCUAAGAGCAAUAACUUCUCUAAAUUUCCUCCCGACAGCUUCAUUGGCAACCCUGGUCUUUGUGGUAGUUGGGUAAACUCGCCUUGUCAUGUUUCUCGUCCAACAGUACGAGUGUCAAUCUCAAGAGCAGCUAUUCUUGGGAUAGCUAUUGGGGGAUUCCUCAUCCUUUUCAUGGUCCUUAUAGCAGCUUGCCGGCCUCAUAACCCUCCUCCCUUUCUCGAUGGAUCACUUGACAAACCAGUAACCUAUUCUCACCCGAAGCUGGUCAUCCUUCACAUGAACAUGGCCCUCCACGUUUACGAGGACAUCAUGCGAAUGACAGAGAAUCUCAGCGAGAAGUACAUCAUCGGCCACGGAGCAUCCAGCACUGUCUACAAAUGCGUUUUAAAGAACUGCAAACCCGUCGCGAUCAAGCGUCUCUACUCUCACAGCAACCCGCAGUCAGUGAAACAGUUCGAGACCGAGCUCGAGCUGCUCAGCAGCAUCAAACACAGAAACCUCGUGAGCCUGCAAGCCUAUUCCCUCUCUCCCUUGGGAAGCCUUCUCUUCUACGACUACAUGGACAACGGCAGCCUCUGGGAUCUUCUCCACGGCCCUGCCAAGAAGAAGAAGAACACUCUUUUCGAUUGGGACACGCGGCUCAAGAUAGCGUACGGCGCUGCGCAGGGGCUAGCGUAUCUACACCACGACUGCAGUCCGAGGAUCAUACACAGAGAUGUGAAGUCUUCCAAUAUUCUCUUGGACAAGGACUUGGAGGCUCGUUUGACUGACUUCGGAAUCGCGAAGAGUUUGUGCGUCUCGAAGUCGCAUACUUCCACUUACGUCAUGGGGACGAUCGGUUACAUAGACCCCGAGUACGCGCGCACCUCGCGCCUCACGGAGAAGUCCGAUGUCUACAGCUACGGGAUAGUGCUGCUCGAGCUGUUGACCGGGAGGAAAGCUGUGGACGAUGAGUUUAAUCUCCACCAUCUCAUAAUGUCCAAGACCGUGAGCAACGCGGUCAUGGAGAUGGCGGAUCCGGAUAUCACGUCGACGUGUAAGGAUCUGGCGGUGGUGAAGAAGGUUUUCCAGCUCGCUCUGCUGUGCACCAAGAGGCAGCCGAACGAUCGGCCCACGAUGCACCAGGUGGUUCGCGUCCUCGGCAGCUUUAUGUUUUCGGAACAGCCGCCAGCAGCCAACGCGGUACCUGCAGCAGCAGCCGCCACGUCGGCAACGCUGGCCUCUUCGUGCUACGUGGAUGAGUAUGCGAAUCUCAAGGCUCCUCACAAUGUCAAUUGCUCUUCCAUGAGUGCUUCGGAUGCCGAGCUCUUUCUUCGAUUUGGACAAGUCAUUUCUCAGAACAGUGUGUGAAGAAUAAAAUGUUGGUGGUGCGUUUUCUAAGGAGGACGUCAGUAUUGUCUUUGUAAACACUGUGAACGUUAGAUAUAAGAGUGUUAAUAUAUUUUCAGACAGACCACCUUAGACUUGAUAUAUUCUAUCUAUAACUCUUUUAUCAUUUGGGAAAUUAAUUGUUGAAUUAGUGAA